AGGUCGUGCUAUGAUGCAUUUACGGAAAACAUGGCAGGAGAGAGCCAGCUGUUGGAGAGGAGGAGACAGUAUCACUGCGCAGCAUAUAAUUGUGCUAUUGCUGUUAUCAGUUGUGUCUUCACGGAAAGUAAAUUUUAUCAAGGCUUUCUUUUUACAGAAAAAUCAGAAAAGAACUUGCUGAUUUUUGAAAAUUUGAUAGACCUGAAGCGUCAGUAUACAUUUCCUGUAGAAAUUGAGGUGCCCCUGGAAAGGAAGAAGCGGUACAUUGCUAUUAGAAAGGAGGCCAGGGAUGCAGGGAAUAGCAAGCAGGAUGAACCCAAGUAUUUAGCUUCUGCAUCGUACAUGAUGGAUAGCAGUUUGAGUGAGGAAAUGAGUCAGUUUGAUUUUUCUACUGGAGUCCAAGGUUUUUCUUACAGCUCCCAAGACGUUGCAGCUAGUGGUGCUCGUUUCAGGAGAAAGGAGCCCACAGAAUACAUGGUUUUAAACGAUGAAAUGGAACUGGAAAUGGAUGAACUCAACCAACAUGAAUGCAUGGCUUCUAUGACCACUCUGAUUAAACAUAUGCAGAGGAACCAGAUCACACCCAAAGUGGAGGAGGGGACAGUUCCAGUAGAUCUUCCUCUUUGGAUGAAGUUUCUGCAUGGCAAAUUGGGAAACCCAUCAGUACCGCUAAAUAUUCGCCUCUUCAUAGCGAAACUUAUUGUUAAUACCGAGGAUGUUUUCCGGCCUUACGCAAAACAGUGGCUUGGUCCAUUGCUGCAGCUUGUUGUUUCUGGGAAUAAUGGAGGUGAAGGGAUUCAUUACAUGGUAGUGGAAAUAGUAGUUACUAUCCUUUCCUGGACAAGUGUAACCACUCCCAAAGGGAAUAUUAAGGAUGAGAUUUUAGCUAACAGAUUGCUUGAAUUCUUGAUGAAGAAUGCCUUUCACCAAAAAAGAGCUGUGUUCAGACACAAUCUGGAAAUCAUAAAGACAGUUAUAGAGUGUUGGAAGAACUGUCUCUCCAUACCUUACAGUUUAAUAUUUGAAAAGUUUUCUAGUGGAGACCCAGACACAAAGGACAAUUCAGUGGGAAUUCAGCUGCUGGGAAUUGUUCUUGCUAACAAUUUACCUCCCUUUGACCCAAAAUGUGAAGUAGAUCGUGUCAGGUAUUUUCAGGCUUUGACCAGCAACAUGGGCUUAUUAAAGUAUAAAGAAGUUUAUGCAGCUGCAGCGGAAGUGUUGGGACUUGCUCUUCGAUACAUUGCUGAGAGAGAAAAUGUACUUGAAGAUCCAGUUUAUGAUUGUGUCGUAAGACAGUUAAAACAUCAUCAGAACACCCAACAGGAUAAGUUUAUUCAAUGCCUGAAUAAAGUUGUUAAGAAUUUUCCACCUCUUGCUGACAGGUUUAUGAACGCAGUAUUCUUUUUGAUACCCAAACUUCACGGUGUGAUGAAAACUUACUGUCUGGAGGUAAUAAUGUGCCGGGCGGAAGAAGUACCUGAUCUCCACUUGCAGUUAAAGGGUAAAGACUUUAUCCAGAUCAUGAAUCAUAGGGAUGAUGAAAGGCAAAGGGUUUGUUUGGAUAUAGUGUACAAGAUGCUGUCUAAACUAAAACCACUAGAACUGAAAGAACUUCUUCCAGGAGUGACAGGGUUCAUUUCUCACCCCUCUGUCAUAUGUCGACAGCGCAUGUAUGAUAUUCUGAUGUGGAUUUAUGAUAACUACAGUGAUCCAGAAAGCCAAGCAGAUGGUGAUUCUCAGGAAAUACUCAAACAGGCAAAAGAAAUGCUGCUUCAAGGACUGAUUGAUGAGAAUGCUGAACUGCAAUUAAUUGUUAGGAAUUUUUGGAGCAAUGAGACAAGGUUACCCACAAAUAUUCUUGAUCGCAUGCUGUCGUUGUUAAGUUCUUUAUAUUCCGCCAAGAUUGAAACACAGUACUUGAGUCUAAUCACAAAUUUUCUGCUUGAAAUGACUAGCAAGAGCCCGGACUAUUCCAGAAAAAUAUUUGAGCAUCCGCUGUCUGAAUGCAAAUUUCAGGACUUUGUAAUUGAUUCCAGCUGGCGUUAUCAGAGUACCAUGCUCACACCGAUGUUUGUGGAGACUCAAGCUUCUCAGAGCAUCCACAGGAACUUAUCACAAGAAAGAUCCCUUUCUGCUUCUGGGUCAAUCGGUGGUCGAGUGAGGGCUACCCAACGGCAAUACGAAUUUACACCUACACAGCAUGCCAGUGGUAGAAGUUCUUUUAAUUGGCUAACUGGAAGUAGCAUUGACACAUUGGCAGAGUAUACGGUUCCUUCAUCCUCUGAAUCCUUGUCUUCAUCCAUGCUGUUGGUUAGCAAACGGAGUGAAAAAAUUAAACAAGCAACUUUUAAACCAGUGGGGCCGGAUUUUGGGAAAAAAAGGUUGGGUUUGCCUGGAGAUGAGGUGGACAGCAAAGCUAAAGGUUUAGAAGAACGAGCAGAAAUUCUGAGACUGCGGAGACGUUUCUUGAAGGACCAAGAGAAACUCAGUCUGAUUUAUGCUAGAAAAGGUGUGGCUGAACAGAAAAGAGAAAAGGAGAUGAAAUCUGAGCUGAAGAUGAAGUAUGAUGCCCAGGUUACUUUGUACAGAAGGUACCGAGUAGGAGACCUUCCUGACAUCCAGAUUGAAUACGCCAGUCUCAUUGCCCCUCUGCAGGGCCUUGCCCAGAAAGAUCCAACAUUUGCCAAGCAACUUUUCAGCAGUUUGUUUGGUGGAAUUUUUCAUGAGAUAGAAAAAUCUAAAACUCCUUCUGAGAAAAAAGCCAUCAUCCAGAAGCUCCUGAACGACUUCAAUAACUUCCUGAGUAUGAGCCUGUCUUACUUUCCACCCUUCAUUGCGUGCAUCCAGGAAAUGAGUUACCAGCACAGAGAGCUACUGGAACUGGAUUCGGCUAAUGUGAGCACGAGCUGCCUUGCAAGCUUGCAGCAGCCCGUGGGCAUCCUUCUCCUGGAGCAUGCCCUGAUGGCUCUGUGCCCUGCGGAGGAGCCCCCAUCCAAGCGGAUGCGUGGGAGGACGGACCUUCCCCCAGAUGUCAUCAGAUGGAUUGAGCUUGCUAAGCUGUACCGAUCUCUUGGGGAUUAUGAUGUCCUUCGUGGCAUUUUCAGUGGAAAGAUUGGGACUAAGGAAAUCACACAGAAAGCACUGUUGGCAGAAGCACGGAGUGAUUAUGCUGAAGCAGCUAAAUAUUAUGAUGAGGCACUCUCUAAAGAAGACUGGCAAGAUGGAGAGCCAACGGAAGCGGAGAAGGACUUUUGGGAACUUGCAUCUCUGGAAUGCUAUGACCACCUCACAGAGUGGAAGUCUCUGGAGUAUUGUGCCACCAUUAAUAUCGAUAGUGGAAAACCUCCAGACCUAAGCAAAACGUGGAAUGAUCCAUUUUUUCAGGAGACCUAUCUGCCCUAUAUAAUACGCAGUAAGUUGAAGUUACUGCUCAGCGGGGAAAAUGACCAGACUUUGCUAACUUUUAUUGAUGAGGCAAUGAAGACAGAACAGAAGAAAGCUGUUAUAGAAAUGCAUUACAGCCAAGAGCUCAGUCUCCUUUACAUCCUGCAAGAUGAUUUUGACAGAGCCAAAUACUACAUUAGCAAUGGCAUGCAGAUCUUCAUGCAGAGUUAUUCCAGUAUCGAUACUUUGUUAUAUCAAAGUCGAAUGACUAAACUGCAGUCUGUACAAGCUUUGACAGAAAUACAGGAUUUCAUCAAUUUUAUGACCAAGAGAAGUAACUUAGCUUCACAGGCUUCCCUUAAGAGGCUUCUCAGAAUUUGGACAAGCAGAUAUCCAGAUGCUAAAAUGGAUCCUAUGAACAUCUGGGAUGAUAUCAUUACAAAUCGGUGUUUCUUUCUUGACAAGCUGCAGGAGAAACUUCUCUGUGAUCAGGCCAAUGAUAGUAUGGAGGUGGACGAAGAGUGCAGUGCUGGUGACCAAAUGGAAGUGGAUCAACAGGGUGAAGACAUUUACUCAAUGAUUAGAAGCUGCAAAUUUAACAUGAAAAUGAAGAUGGUAGAAAGUGCCAGGAAACAGAACAGCUUCUCAGUUGCCAAGAAGCUUCUGAAAGACCUACGCAGAGAAGCCAAGAUGAGGGAAGACUGGCUGAUGAGGUGGAACUAUGCCUAUUGCCGCUUUAUGCAUAGUUGCAGCCGGAACCAGAGUUGUCCUGAACGAGUGCUCUCAGUGUUAAAAACCAUCUCCCUGCUUGAAGAUACCAAAUCUGACUAUCUUAGCAAGAACAUCAUGGCCUUCCGAAACCAGAAUCUUCUUCUGGGUACUACAUACCACAUCAUGGCCGAUGCUCUUAGUCAGGAUCCAAGAUGCCUUGAACAAAUCGAGGAGGAAAAGGCUGGAAAAAUAUCAGUGCUAUCAGGAGAAAGUCUUGAGAGUCCUGAAAAGGUAUUGGCAGGACUGAACAAGAAGGCUCUUCAGUGUUUCAGCAGCGCUGCCAGGAAGUCCGAAGAGGAGGUGCAGUCCCACUCCGUGGAACACGUCGAUGUGACGGGCGUUAUCGAUGCGUACAUGACUCUGGUUGGUUUCUGUGACCAGCAUCUGCGUCGGGAAGAAGAAGGCUUGCUUGAAAUUAACGCUGCAGAUCUGCAACUAUUCCCAGCUAUUGUGGUGGAGAAAAUGAUAAAAGCUUUAAAACUGAACUCCAGGGAAGCCAGGCUGAGAUUUCCUAGACUGCUGCAAAUAAUUGAAAGAUAUCCAGCAGAGACACUGGGUCUAGUGACACGAGAGCUUUCUUCGGUGCCCUGUUGGCAGUUCAUUGGUUGGAUUAGCCAGAUGAUGGCACUACUUGACAAGGAUGAAGCAGUAGCCGUGCAACAUACUGUUGAAGAGAUCGCCGAUACCUAUCCCCAGGCCAUCAUCUACCCUUUCAUGAUCAGCAGUGAAAGUUACUGUUUCAAAGACACUGCAACUGGUUGUAAGAACAAGGAGUUUGUAGAAAGGAUCAAGAAUAAGCUGGACAGAGGAGGAGUAGUUCAAGAUUUUGUUCACUCCCUGGAACAGCUCUCCAAUCCCAUAAUGCUUUUUAAGGAUUGGGUUGAGGAUGUCAGAAAUGAGUUGGUGAAAGCUCAGAGAAAUAAAAAUAAGCUUAAGGAAAUGUACGAAGGAAUGUACAAGACUUUGGGAAAUCUGGAGGCUCCUGGCCUUGGCUUGAUGAGGAAAAGGUUUAUUCAGGCUUUUGGGAAGGACUUGGACCAUCAUUUUGGAAAAGGCGGUUCAGAACUGUUGGCUAUGAAGGCUGGUGACUUCGACACGGUUACAAAUUCUCUCCUCUCAAAAAUGAACAAAACCCAUAAAGAACCUGGAAACCUGAAAGAAUGUUCACCGUGGAUGAGUGACUUCAAAGCUGAGUUCUUGAGGAAUGAACUAGAGGUUCCUGGUCAGUAUGAUGGAAAAGGGAAACCGCUGCCAGAGUACCACGCAAAAAUCUCUGGAUUUGAUGAACGGAUAAGUGUAAUGGAAUCCUUGAGGAAGCCGAAACGUAUAACGAUCCGAGGUAGUGACGAGCAGGAGUAUCCUUUUCUUGUCAAAGGUGGUGAAGACCUGCGACAAGACCAACGUAUCGAGCAGCUGUUUGAUGUGAUGAACAUUAUCCUUUCCCAAGAUGCUAUGUGUAGCCAAAGGAAUAUGCAGCUAAAAACUUACCAGGUCAUCCCCAUGACAACAAGACUGGGGCUCAUCAAGUGGCUGGAAAAUACUUGUACUUUAAAAGAAUUCCUUAAGAAUAGCAUGUCUGAAGAGGAAGACAUCAGCUAUAACAGUAAAAAAGGACCUCGUGCUGCCUAUUCUGAGUGGCUGUCCAAGAUGGGGGGGAAAGCACAAGGCAUCUCUCGGUACCAUGUUAUGUACAGGACUGCCAGCCGUACAGAAACGGUGAUGUCCUUCAGAAGCAGGGAGAGCAGCGUUCCUGAAGACCUGCUGCGGCGAGCCUUCGUGAGGAUGAGCACGUCUCCUGAAGCCUUCCUCUCCCUGCGGUCCCAUUUUGCCAGCUCUCAUGCGCUCAUGUGCAUCAGCCACUGGAUACUCGGUAUCGGAGACCGGCACCUGUCCAACUUCAUGGUUAACAAGGAGACGGGUGGCGUGGUGGGCAUAGACUUCGGGUGCGCCUUUGGCUCAGCUACGCAGUUUUUGGGCGUGCCAGAGUUGAUGCCUUUUCGCCUGACGCGCCAGUUUGUUAAUCUGAUGAUGCCAGUGAGAGAGUGGGGUCUCCUUUACAGCGUGAUGGUGCACGCCCUGAGGGCUUAUCGUGCGGAUCCAGAUCUCCUCAUCAGCACAAUGGAUGUGUUUGUGAAAGAGCCUUCUUUGGACUGGAAGAACUUUGAACAAAGACAGCUGAAAAAAGGAGGCACGUGGACUAAGGAAAUCAACACCUCCGAAGUGAACUGGUACCCUUUGCAGAAAGUCAGCUGUGUCAGGAGAAAGCUUACAGGUGCCAACCCAGCAGCCAUCACUUGUGAUGAGCUACGCCUGGGCCACGAGAAGUCGCCUUCUUAUCGUGAUUUUGCCGCUGUGGCUCGUGGCAGUGCUGAUCAUAACAUCAGAGCCAAAGAGCCGGAGGACGGGCUCUCAGAAGAGACCCAAGUGAGAUGCCUGAUCGAUCAAGCGACCGACCCCAACGUUCUUGGCAGAGUCUGGGAAGGAUGGGAGCCCUGGAUGUGA
This is a messenger RNA of Leptosomus discolor (cuckoo roller), 6657 nucleotides long. The record is from RefSeq and is a predicted model, not a curated record. NCBI's taxonomy places the organism in Eukaryota, Metazoa, Chordata, Aves, Leptosomiformes, Leptosomidae.